Molecule: messenger RNA, 919 nt
Organism: Caenorhabditis elegans
Lineage: Eukaryota; Metazoa; Nematoda; Chromadorea; Rhabditida; Rhabditidae
Gene: nuo-2
Product: NADH dehydrogenase [ubiquinone] iron-sulfur protein 3, mitochondrial
Exons: 4
Coding region: 4-810 (268 amino acids)
Biological process (GO): proton transmembrane transport
Cellular component (GO): mitochondrion; membrane
Molecular function (GO): oxidoreductase activity, acting on NAD(P)H; NADH dehydrogenase (ubiquinone) activity
Source: RefSeq, marked reviewed
AAAAUGUUGGGUAGUGUGAUCCGUCAGGCAGUUUCCCGGCAAAUUGUCCGAAAUUCGCCAAUUUCCACCACCGCUGCUGUUGCCCAGACCAACCAGACUGGCGAUAAGAAAGAAUCUCCAAAAAAACCAACUAUCUGGAAAAUCGACGAACACAAACGUGAACGGUUGGCUAAUUUUGGAAAGUAUGCAGCCGAGUGCCUGCCAAAGUUUGUGCAAAAAGUGCAAUUUGCAGCCGGAGACGAGUUAGAGCUCUUGAUUCAUCCAUCAGGAGUUGUUCCAGUUCUUUCCUUCCUUAAAGGAAAUCAUUCUGCUCAAUUCACCAACUUAACCUUCAUCACCGGAAUGGAUGUUCCAACUCGCAAGAAUCGUCUUGAAGUUAUUUAUUCGCUUUACUCUGUUCGAUUCAACGCCAGAGUUCGUGUUCGUACAUACACUGAUGAAAUUGCUCCAAUCGAUUCUGCCACUCCAGUUUUCAAGGGUGCUGACUGGUUUGAGCGUGAAGUGUACGAUAUGUAUGGAGUAUGGUUCAACAAUCACCCAGAUCUUCGAAGAAUUCUCACUGAUUACGGUUUCGAGGGUCACCCAUUCCGCAAGGAUUAUCCACUUUCGGGAUACAACGAGGUCCGCUACGAUCCAGAGCUGAAGCGUGUCGUCUAUGAACCAUCUGAAUUGGCUCAAGAAUUCCGUAAAUUCGAUUUGAACACUCCAUGGGAGACAUUCCCAGCCUUCCGUAAUCAGUCGAUCACCAGUGGAUACGAAACGAUCCUUGAAGUUGCUGAGCCAACACCAGCUACUCCACAGAACAAGUAGAUAAAAUGAUUCCGAUUUUUGUUUUAAUUUUACUUCUUCUUCUGAUAAAUAGACUCAUUUUCUGUUAGUGUGGAUUUUUUUGAAAAUAUAAACAUUAAAAUUUUACGUG